AUGCAGCGCUGCUGGGGAUCCAGGCGUCCCCAUCUACUGGGCUCUGCUCCGCGGUCACCCCUCCUCCCGGUUGGGACAGUUGGAACUCUGCCAUUGUCCAACAUGCUGCGAUUCAGUCUCUCACCCACCUUUUCGAUGGGAUUUCAUGUGUUAGUCAUGGUGGCUCUCUUGUUUUCCCACGUGGAUCAUAUAAGCGCUGAGACAGAAAUGGAAGGAGAAGGCAAUGAAACCAGCGAGUGUACUGGCUCCUAUUACUGUAAGAAAGGGGUGAUUUUACCCAUUUGGGAGCCCCAAGACCCUUCCUUUGGGGACAAAAUUGCUAGAGCGACUGUGUAUUUUGUGGCCAUGGUCUACAUGUUUCUCGGAGUCUCUAUCAUUGCCGACCGAUUCAUGUCCUCUAUAGAAGUCAUCACGUCUCAAGAAAAAGAAAUCACCAUAAAGAAACCCAAUGGAGAGACCACCAAGACAACUGUGAGGAUCUGGAAUGAGACGGUGUCCAACCUGACCUUGAUGGCCCUGGGAUCUUCAGCUCCAGAGAUUCUCCUUUCAGUAAUUGAGGUGUGUGGCCAUAACUUCACUGCAGGAGACCUCGGUCCUAGCACCAUUGUGGGCAGUGCCGCUUUCAACAUGUUCAUCAUUAUUGCGCUUUGUGUUUACGUCGUCCCAGAUGGGGAGACGAGGAAGAUUAAGCAUUUGCGUGUGUUCUUUGUGACAGCAGCCUGGAGCAUCUUUGCCUAUACCUGGCUUUACAUCAUUUUGUCUGUCAUCUCUCCUGGGGUCGUGGAGGUCUGGGAAGGUUUGCUUACUUUCUUCUUCUUUCCCAUCUGUGUUGUGUUCGCUUGGGUGGCAGAUAGGAGGCUUCUGUUUUACAAGUAUGUCUACAAGAGGUACCGGGCUGGCAAGCAGAGGGGAAUGAUUAUUGAACAUGAAGGAGACAGGCCAUCUUCCAAGACAGAAAUUGAGAUGGAUGGGAAAGUGGUCAAUUCCCACGUUGACAGUUUCUUAGAUGGUGCUCUAGUUCUGGAAGUCGAUGAGAGGGACCAAGAUGAUGAAGAAGCCAGGCGAGAAAUGGCUAGGAUUCUGAAGGAACUCAAGCAGAAGCAUCCGGAGAAGGAAAUAGAGCAAUUAAUAGAAUUAGCCAACUACCAAGUCUUAAGUCAGCAGCAAAAAAGUCGAGCAUUUUACCGAAUUCAGGCUACCCGCCUGAUGACCGGAGCGGGCAACAUUUUAAAGAGGCAUGCAGCUGACCAAGCCAGGAAGGCCGUCAGCAUGCACGAGGUCAACACGGAAGUGGCUGAAAAUGACCCUGUCAGUAAGAUCUUCUUUGAACAAGGAACAUAUCAGUGUCUGGAGAACUGUGGUACGGUAGCCCUGACCAUUAUCCGCAGAGGUGGUGAUUUGACCAACACUGUGUUUGUUGACUUCAGAACAGAGGAUGGCACAGCCAAUGCCGGGUCUGAUUAUGAAUUUACUGAAGGAACUGUGGUCUUUAAGCCUGGUGAGACUCAGAAGGAAAUCAGAGUUGGCAUCAUCGAUGAUGACAUCUUUGAGGAAGAUGAGAAUUUCCUUGUGCAUCUCAGCAACGUCAAAGUAUCUUCCGAAGCCUCGGAAGAUGGCAUCCUGGAAGCCAAUCAUGUCUCUACACUCGCUUGCCUGGGAUCUCCCUCCACUGCCACCGUGACUAUUUUUGAUGAUGACCACGCAGGCAUCUUUACUUUUGAGGAACCUGUGACUCACGUGAGUGAGAGCAUUGGCAUCAUGGAGGUGAAAGUAUUGAGGACAUCUGGAGCACGCGGAAAUGUUAUCGUUCCCUAUAAAACCAUUGAAGGGACAGCCAGGGGCGGAGGGGAGGACUUUGAGGACACGUGCGGAGAGCUCGAGUUCCAGAACGAUGAAAUUGUGAAGAUCAUUACCAUUAGAAUAUUUGACCGUGAGGAAUAUGAGAAAGAGUGCAGUUUCUCCCUUGUGCUUGAGGAACCAAAAUGGAUAAGAAGAGGAAUGAAAGCCCUGUUAUUGAAUGAGCUUGGUGGCUUCACAAUAACAGAGGAAUGUGAUGACAAGCAGCCGCGGACCAGCAAAGAGGAGGAGGAGAGGCGCAUUGCGGAAAUGGGGCGUCCCAUUCUGGGAGAGCACACCAGGCUGGAAGUGAUCAUUGAAGAAUCCUAUGAGUUCAAGAGUACCGUGGACAAACUUAUUAAGAAGACAAACCUAGCCCUCGUGGUUGGGACAAACAGCUGGAGAGAGCAGUUUAUCGAAGCGAUCACUGUCAGUGCUGGGGAAGAUGAUGACGACGAUGAAUGUGGGGAGGAGAAGCUGCCCUCCUGCUUCGAUUACGUGAUGCACUUUCUGACUGUGUUCUGGAAGGUUCUCUUCGCCUUCGUCCCCCCUACAGAAUACUGGAAUGGCUGGGCGUGUUUCAUCGUCUCCAUCCUCAUGAUUGGCCUACUGACGGCUUUCAUCGGAGACCUGGCUUCCCACUUUGGCUGCACCAUUGGUCUGAAGGAUUCCGUGACCGCGGUAGUGUUCGUCGCGCUUGGAACCUCGGUGCCAGACACAUUUGCAAGCAAAGUGGCCGCCACCCAGGACCAGUACGCAGAUGCAUCCAUAGGUAACGUCACAGGCAGCAACGCAGUGAACGUCUUCCUGGGAAUUGGCGUGGCCUGGUCCAUCGCUGCCAUCUACCAUGCAGCCAACGGGGAACAGUUCAAAGUGUCCCCCGGCACGCUGGCUUUCUCCGUCACUCUCUUCACCAUUUUUGCUUUCAUCAAUGUCGGGGUGCUGCUGUAUCGGCGGAGGCCAGAAAUCGGAGGUGAGCUGGGUGGGCCCCGGACUGCCAAGCUCCUCACAUCCUGCCUCUUUGUGCUCCUGUGGCUCUUGUACAUUUUCUUCUCCUCCCUGGAGGCCUACUGCCACAUAAAAGGCUUCUAA
Mesoplodon densirostris (Blainville's beaked whale) is the source of this 2928-nucleotide messenger RNA. RefSeq names its product solute carrier family 8 member A1 (gene SLC8A1). Gene Ontology annotation, biological process: cell communication; calcium ion import across plasma membrane; sodium ion transmembrane transport. Gene Ontology annotation, molecular function: calcium:sodium antiporter activity. Lineage: Eukaryota; Metazoa; Chordata; Mammalia; Artiodactyla; Ziphiidae. The record is from RefSeq and is a predicted model, not a curated record. The transcript is spliced from 9 exons. Gene Ontology annotation, cellular component: axon; sarcolemma; postsynapse. The coding region runs from base 1 to 2928 and encodes 975 amino acids.